Molecule: messenger RNA, 7178 nt
Organism: Osmia bicornis bicornis
Lineage: Eukaryota; Metazoa; Arthropoda; Insecta; Hymenoptera; Megachilidae
Gene: Mhc
Product: myosin heavy chain, muscle
Exons: 26
Coding region: 313-6222 (1969 amino acids)
Cellular component (GO): myosin complex
Molecular function (GO): actin filament binding; ATP binding; cytoskeletal motor activity
Source: RefSeq, a predicted model, not a curated record
AACGUGUGACUGACGUUGGUUUCGAGGUGGAAUCCUUGUUUUAUUACUAAGGAAUAAGUAUCGCCUCUCGACACCCCAACGGAGAGACAAUUUUGGGCCGCCCAGAACGUGCCGCCAGAAGUAGUCCGUCCGCCGCCGAAUUCUCCGAGGAACGAGAAUAAGAGCAGGAAAACGAAAAGCAACAAGGAAGUUCUUCCCCACCUUGCGACAAGUGGGAAAACGACGACGUAGAAGGCACGCAGACCUUCCAGGGAACGAGAGGAACAUUAUUUUUUGAUAUUCUGAAACAGAGCGUCUUAAAGUAAAGCCAAGAUGCCGAAGCCGAAGCCACAGGAAGGAGAGGAUCCCGAUCCAACCCCAUACCUCUUCGUCUCCCUCGAGCAGAGGAGAAUCGAUCAGACGAAACCGUACGAUGCGAAAAAGGCGUGUUGGGUACCCGACGAAAAGGAAGGAUAUCUUCUUGGUGAGAUCAGGGCUACCAAGGGUGAUGUCGUUACCGUUGGAUUACCUGGCGGCGAGAAUAAGGACUUCAAAAAGGAUCAGCUGCAGCAGGUGAACCCUCCAAAGUAUGAAAAAUGUGAGGAUAUGUCAAAUUUGACCUAUCUCAACGAUGCUUCUGUCCUCCACAAUUUGAAGCAACGUUACUACGCCAAGCUCAUCUACACUUACUCUGGCCUCUUCUGCGUAGCUAUUAAUCCCUACAAAAGAUUCCCUGUGUACACCCAAAGGUGCGCUAAGCUCUAUCGAGGCAAAAGGCGUAAUGAAGUUCCACCGCACAUUUUCGCUAUUUCCGACGGUGCAUACGUCAACAUGCUUACCAACGCCGAAAAUCAGUCUAUGUUGAUCACCGGUGAGUCUGGUGCCGGAAAAACUGAGAACACGAAGAAAGUAAUCGCGUACUUCGCCACCGUCGGUGCCUCGACCAAAAAAUCUGAAGAUACAUCGAGUCAGAAGAAGGGAUCUCUAGAAGAUCAAGUCGUACAGACCAACCCUGUCCUGGAAGCGUUCGGUAACGCUAAGACCGUCCGUAACGAUAACUCCUCCCGUUUCGGUAAAUUCAUCCGUAUUCACUUUGGUCCUUCUGGAAAACUGGCUGGUGCCGAUAUCGAGACCUAUCUACUGGAGAAGGCUCGUGUCAUCUCUCAACAAACUCUGGAGCGCUCGUACCACAUCUUCUACCAAAUGAUGUCCGGCUCUGUUGCUGGAUUGAAGGAUAUGUGUAUGUUGUCCAACAACAUAUACGACUAUUACAACGUGUCUCAAGGAAAAAUCACGAUCCCCAACGUCGACGAUGGCGAGGAAUGUUUGCUGACGGACCAAGCCUUCGAUGUGCUGGGCUUCACGCAAGAGGAGAAGAACGACAUCUACAAGAUCACCGCCGCUGUCAUGCACAUGGGUGGCAUGAAAUUCAAACAAAGGGGUCGUGAGGAACAGGCUGAGGCUGAUGGUACCGAGGAAGGUGAACGUGUCGCUAAACUGCUCGGUUGCGACUGUCAGGAUCUGUACAAGAACCUGUUGAAACCGAGGAUCAAGGUCGGUAACGAGUUCGUGACCCAAGGUCGUAACAAGGAUCAGGUAUCAUACUCGGUCGGUGCCAUGUCUAAGGCCAUGUUUGACAGGCUGUUCAAAUGGCUAGUGAAAAAGUGUAACGAAACCCUGGAUACCAAACAGAAGAGACAGCACUUCAUUGGUGUACUGGAUAUUGCCGGUUUUGAGAUCUUCGACUUCAACAGCUUCGAGCAGCUGUGUAUCAACUUCACCAAUGAAAAGCUUCAACAGUUCUUCAAUCACCACAUGUUCAUUCUCGAGCAAGAAGAAUACAAACGCGAAGGAAUCGAAUGGACUUUCAUUGACUUUGGCAUGGACCUUCAGCAAACGAUCGAUCUGAUCGAAAAGCCUAUGGGUAUCUUGUCCAUUCUUGAAGAAGAAUCUAUGUUCCCGAAAGCCACCGACAAGACUUUCGAGGAGAAGUUGAACAACAACCACCUUGGAAAGAGUCCUAACUACUUGAAGCCUAAACCACCGAAGCCUGGUCAGCAAGCGGCUCACUUCGCUAUUGGCCAUUAUGCCGGAAACGUACCAUACAACAUCACCGGUUGGCUGGAAAAGAACAAGGACCCGUUGAACGACACCGUGGUAGAUCAGUUCAAGAAAUCCAGCAACAAACUGCUGAUAGAGAUCUUCGCGGAUCAUCCAGGACAGUCUGGUGAUGCCGGUGGUGGCGGUGGUGGCAAGGGUGGACGUGGUAAGAAGGGAGGUGGUUUCUCCACGGUAUCGUCCUCCUACAGGGAACAAUUGAACAACUUGAUGACCACACUGAAAGCUACUCAACCCCACUUCGUCCGUUGUAUCAUUCCCAACGAGAUGAAGCAGGCGGGUGUGAUCGAUUCUCACCUUGUCAUGCACCAGCUCACCUGUAACGGUGUACUUGAAGGCAUCCGUAUUUGUCGUAAAGGAUUCCCCAACAGAAUGGUUUACCCUGACUUCAAACUACGGUACAAGAUCCUGGCGCCAGCGGCGGUGGAGAAGGUAGCUUCUGAUCCGAAGAAGGCCGCAGCGGCUGUUUUGGAAGCGUCUGGUCUCGAUCCUGACCAAUAUCGUCUUGGACAUACCAAGGUAUUCUUCCGUGCCGGAGUCCUGGGUCAGAUGGAAGAGCUUCGCGAUGAACGAUUGAGCAAGAUCGUAUCAUGGAUGCAAGCUUACAUCAGAGGUUACUUGACCAGGAAGGACUACAAGAGAUUGCAGGAGCAACGUUUGGCCCUGGUAGUCGUACAGAGGAACUUGAGGAAGUACUUGCAACUUCGUACUUGGCCAUGGUGGAAACUCUGGCAGAAGGUCAAGCCUCUCCUCAACGUCACUCGUAUCGAGGACGAGCUUGCCGCGCUCGAGGAGAAAGCGAGAAAAGCCCAGGAAGCGUUCGAGAAGGAAGAAAAGCUACGCAAGGAGCUCGAAGAGCAGAACUCGAAACUUCUGUCCGAAAGAAACGCGCUGCAAAAGACAUUGGAUGGAGAGAAAGGUUCCCUCUCGGAGUACAUGGAGAAGUCGUUGAAAUUGGCCGCACAAAAGGCUGACAUCGAGUCACAACUUCAGGAUCUGAACGACAGAUUCAAAGAAGAGGAAGACGCGAGGAACAACCUGUUCCAAAACAAGAAGAAACUCGAGCAAGAGGUAGCCGGCCUGAAGAAAGACAUCGAGGAUCUCGAGCUGAACCUGCAAAAGUCUGAGCAAGACAAGGCGACCAAGGAUCACCAAAUCCGCAAUCUGAACGACGAGAUUGCUCAUCAAGACGAACUGAUCAACAAAUUGAACAAAGAGAAGAAGAACCAAGGGGAAGUUAACCAGAAGACUGCCGAAGAAUUGCAGGCUGCCGAGGAUAAGGUGAAUCACUUGAACAAGGUGAAGGUGAAACUCGAGCACACCCUCGAUGAACUCGAAGACUCCCUCGAACGUGAAAAGAAAUCACGUGCCGACGUGGAGAAGGCUAAGAGGAAAGUGGAGGGUGACUUGAAACUGACCCAGGAAGCCGUUGCGGACCUCGAAAGGAACAAGAAGGAACUCGAACAGACGAUCCAACGCAAGGACAAGGAACUCUCGUCCCUCACUGCCAAACUUGAAGACGAACAAUCGCUGGUGGGCAAAUUGCAGAAACAGAUCAAGGAAUUGCAAGCUCGUAUCGAGGAACUGGAAGAAGAGAUCGAAGCCGAACGCGGUUCGCGCGUGAAAGCUGAGAAACAGCGAAGCGACCUUGCGAGAGAACUCGAAGAACUCGGCGAACGUCUCGAAGAAGCCGGUGGCGCGACCUCUGCCCAAAUCGAACUCAACAAGAAGAGAGAAGCCGAACUCAGCAAGCUCCGCAGGGACCUCGAAGAGGCUAACAUCCAACACGAAGCCACCCUUGCGAGCUUACGCAAGAAGCACAACGAUGCCGUCGCCGAAAUGGGCGAACAAAUCGACACCCUUAAUAAACUCAAGGCUAGGGUUGAAAAGGAUAAGGUUCAGUACUUCAGUGAACUGAACGACAUGCGCGCAUCCGUAGAUCACCUGAGCAACGAGAAGGCUGCCCAAGAGAAGAUCGUGAAGCAACUGCAACACCAGCUGAACGAGACCCAGGGCAAACUCGAAGAGGUGAACCGUACAUUGAACGACUUUGACGCCGCCAAGAAGAAGCUGUCGAUCGAGAACAGCGAUCUCCUGCGCCAAUUGGAGGAAGCCGAAUCCCAAGUCAGCCAGCUCUCCAAGAUCAAGAUCUCGCUGACGACACAGUUGGAGGACACGAAACGAAUGGCCGACGAGGAAUCCAGGGAACGAGCUACGCUCCUUGGCAAAUUCCGCAACCUGGAACACGAUUUGGACAACAUUCGGGAACAAGUCGAGGAGGAAGCGGAAGGCAAGGCGGAUCUCCAGAGGCAGUUGAGCAAGGCGAACGCGGAAGCACAAUUAUGGCGCACGAAAUACGAAUCCGAAGGUGUUGCCAGAGCAGAGGAACUGGAAGAGGCCAAGAGAAAGCUACAGGCUCGGCUGGCGGAAGCGGAAGAAACGAUCGAAUCGCUCAACCAGAAGGUGAUCGCUCUGGAAAAAACGAAACAGAGGCUAUCUACGGAAGUGGAGGAUCUCCAGAUCGAAGUGGACCGUGCUACGGCGAUCGCGAACGCGGCGGAAAAGAAACAGAAGGCCUUCGACAAAAUCAUCGGCGAAUGGAAGCUCAAGGUGGAUGAUCUUGCUGCUGAAUUGGAUGCCAGUCAGAAGGAAUGCCGUAACUACAGCACGGAACUCUUCCGACUCAGAGGUGCCUACGAGGAAGGCCAGGAACAACUGGAAGCAGUUCGUCGCGAGAACAAGAAUCUCGCCGACGAGGUGAAAGAUCUGUUGGACCAGAUCGGCGAGGGUGGACGCAACAUUCACGAGAUCGAGAAGGCCAGGAAGCGAUUGGAGGCUGAGAAGGAUGAACUCCAAGCUGCCCUCGAGGAGGCUGAAGCUGCUCUAGAGCAAGAAGAGAACAAAGUGCUUCGCAGCCAGCUCGAACUCAGCCAAGUCAGACAAGAGAUCGACCGACGAAUCCAGGAGAAGGAAGAGGAAUUCGAAAACACCAGAAAGAAUCAUCAACGUGCUCUCGAUUCCAUGCAGGCAUCGCUCGAGGCGGAAGCUAAGGGCAAAGCUGAAGCUCUGCGUAUGAAGAAGAAGCUCGAGGCUGACAUCAACGAGCUGGAGAUCGCUUUGGACCACGCGAACAAGGCGAACGCGGAAGCCCAGAAGAACAUCAAGAGAUACCAACAACAACUGAAGGACGUACAAACCGCGCUCGAGGAGGAACAGCGAGCACGCGACGAGGCGAGGGAACUGCUCGGAAUCUCCGAACGCAGAGCGAACGCUCUUCAGAAUGAACUGGAAGAGAGCCGUACUCUUCUCGAACAAGCGGACCGCGGACGUCGCCAGGCUGAACAAGAGUUGGCCGAUUGCCACGAACAGCUCAACGAGCUCAGCGCUCAGAACGCUUCCAUCUCCGCUGCCAAGAGGAAACUCGAAGCUGAACUCCAGACACUUCACUCUGAUCUGGACGAACUGUUGAACGAAGCCAAGAAUUCUGAAGAGAAGGCGAAGAAAGCGAUGGUCGAUGCCGCUAGAUUAGCCGACGAACUCCGAGCUGAACAAGAUCACGCUCAGACCCAAGAGAAGCUGCGCAAGGCUCUCGAGACUCAAAUCAAGGAGCUCCAGGUGCGUCUAGACGAAGCUGAGGCCAACGCUCUGAAGGGUGGCAAGAAGGCUAUCCAGAAACUGGAACAACGCGUCCGUGAAUUGGAGAACGAACUCGAUGGAGAACAGAGGAGACACGCUGACGCACAGAAGAACCUCCGCAAAUCCGAACGCCGCAUCAAGGAACUUAGCUUCCAGGCGGACGAAGACCGCAAGAACCACGAACGCAUGCAAGACCUCGUUGACAAGCUCCAACAGAAGAUCAAGACGUACAAGAGACAGAUCGAAGAGGCCGAAGAGAUCGCUGCUUUGAAUCUCGCCAAAUUCCGCAAAGCUCAACAAGAACUUGAGGAAGCAGAAGAAAGGGCAGACCUCGCUGAACAGGCCAUCACCAAGUUCCGUACCAAGGGACGCGGAGGAAGUGCCGCGCGUGGAUUGAGCCCAGCGCCACAUCGACCUGCGUUCAGACCCCAAUUGGAUGGUUCCGCAUUCCCGCCACGCUUCGACCUGCAGCCCGAUGGUGAACUGUAAAAAUCUCUGACUACCACCGUAACCCGUUUAGACACUUGAUCGUUACAGCUUGACAAACGAAAGAAUCGAUCGCAACACCGGCGGCAACUUUCAUCGUGUCAUCUCACCGAAUAGCUCAUCCCUUCAUCUUCGUAUCUACACGCAUACACCUACACAUGUCUAUACAUACACAACACAGGGAGACGUAUACACACCAUCGCUUCGUUCGAGCGAUCAAAGUAUUCAAACGACCUUCAACGUUUACGUCAACCAACGACACGAGAAUGUCCGUGCUUGGUCACCCUGCCAGUUUCCAAAUAAAAAUGAAAUUAACGAAAAUAUGAUAAUGGAAAGAAUUUUGAAAAUUUCACUCUUAUUCUUUAAUCUCAAGCGUUGUGUAACAUUCGUCAAAUUUAUGGGGAAAGGGAUAUUUAAUAAUGAGUAAUUAAUAAUUAACGAUAUUCACCACUCGCGCUGACGGUCGAGGAAAGAGAGAGUGAUAGAUAGAAUGAUAGUGGGAGAGCAAGAGAGAAAUCGAGAGAAAGGAAAGAUGCGAGCGGUCGAAAUGGGCGAGCCAGCAAAGAAAUUUUCAAAGGUUCUAUUAAUUGAACACGUGGCAGAUAGGAAUAUAUGUGCAUACUGGCAUACACGCGUAUCAAGCGGACGAAUCGAUAAUAAUACGAGAAAAAUAUUAAUAAAAAUAAAUAUAAAAAAAAAGCACAAAAACAAGAAAAAAAAGAUGAAACGAUAAUACAUGUUGUGAAAGAAAUACAGAACGAUAAUAAUAGGAGAAGGAGAUUACACGUAAUAGAGAGGACGAGACAUUUUCAAAAAUAGUAGUCGUGGAUUUGAACGGCGUCGCGCAUUAUUAUGUAUGUCAUCCAAAUGAUAAUCCUACCCUAUAAACUUAAUUGUAAUUUAUAAAGUAAUAUGUAUUUAUUAAAAUAAAUAAGCAAUAAAUAAAAUUAAGAACUGAA